Carlito syrichta (Philippine tarsier) is the source of this 1530-nucleotide messenger RNA. Its product is annotated as Fc receptor-like protein 2. Bases 1 to 1530 code for a protein of 509 amino acids. The transcript is spliced from 12 exons. The record is from RefSeq and is a predicted model, not a curated record. Gene Ontology annotation, biological process: cell surface receptor signaling pathway. Gene Ontology annotation, molecular function: transmembrane signaling receptor activity. Lineage: Eukaryota; Metazoa; Chordata; Mammalia; Primates; Tarsiidae.
AUGCUGCUGUGGUUACUGCUGGUCAUCUUUGCUCUGGUCAGUGAACAGCGAGACAGUCGGACUCUCCUGGCGCCCUCUUCUGUCUAUGAAGGAGAUAGCAUAACUCUGACAUGUUAUGGAGAAAAUUUGAAAAUCAAGACGGUGACUUACUACAAGGAUACAAAAAAAUUAAAUUUAUCGAAAGGAGUCUUAAGGUUUUCUAUCCCAAGAGCAGUUUUGAGCGACAGUGGCAACUAUUACUGUACAGUUACUGAGAAAAGACUCUGGUGGUGGACAAAAACUUCAAAAACAGUAAAAAUCAAAGUCCAAGAGUUGUUUCAACAUCCUGUGCUGACCGCCAGCUCCUUUCAGCCCACUGAGGGUGUUCCAGUGACCCUGACAUGUGAGACUCGGCUCUCUCCACAGAGGUCAAAUAUUCAGCUCCAAUUCUGCUUCUUCAGAGAUAGUCAUGCUCUGGGGUCAGGCUGGAGCAGCUCUCCAGAGCUCCAGAUUCCUGCAAUAUGGAGUGAAGAUGCAGGAUAUUACUGGUGUGAAGCUGAAACAGUGACUAACAAAGUCAGAAAACAAAGUUUCCAAUCCCAGAUUCAUGUGCAGAGAGUCCCCAUCUCUAAUGUAAGCUUGGAGACUCGAGCCCCUGGGGGCCAGGUGAUCGAAGGAGGGGAGCUGGUCCUGCUCUGCUCAGUGGCUGAGGGUACAGGAAACAUCACAUUCUCCUGGCACAGAGAGGUCACAGGAACCAGUCUGGGAAAGAAGACCCAGCGUUCCCUGUCGGCAGAGCUGGAGAUCCCAGUUGUGAAGGAAAGUGAUGCUGGCGAAUAUUACUGCAGAGCUGACAAUGGCCAUAACCCCAUCCAGAGCGAGGUGAUGAAUAUCCCCGUGAAAAUUCCAGUGUCUUGCCCCAUCCUUACCCUCAGGGCUCCCAAGGCCCAGGCUGUGGUAGGGGAUGUGGUGGAGCUUCACUGUGAGUCCCUGAGAGGUUCUCCUCCGAUCCUGUACCGGUUUUAUCACAAGAAUAUCACGUUGGGAAACAGCUCAGCUCCCUCUGGAGGAGGAACAUCCUUCAACCUCUUUCUGACUGCUGAACUUUCUGGAAACUACUCCUGUGAGGCCGACAAUGGCCUGGAGGUCCAACGCAGCGAGGCGGUACCACUCUCCAUCUCCGGGUCUGGUGGCUAUAGAAGAGACCUUGUCACAGCCAGAGCUCUUGGGGGACUGUUUGGUGUCCUUGGUUUCAUUGGUGCUGCUUUUCUGUUUUAUUGCUGGUCCCACAAAAUAUCAGGAGAAAGUUCUGCCACUAAUGCACCCAGAGGUGCUUCCAGCCCCAACCUUCAAGAGUUCACCCACUCCAGUCCACUCCCAGCCAUGGAGGAGCUGCAGCCAGUGUAUGUCAAUGUGGACUCUGUAGGUGUGGAUGUGGUUUAUUCCCAGGUCUGGAGCAACGAGCAGCCAGGAGACUCAGCAAACACUGGAAGGACAUUUCUGGAGAACAAGGACUUCCAAGUCAUCUACUCCUCUGUCAAGAAGUCAUAA